AUGAGAGUCAGACGAUUGCAAACAUACCUGGCGGAAAAUAACUUGUUGAAGAAAAGUUCAGUAGAUGGUAUAAGAAAUUUAACCUUGGGAAUAGAUGCUAUGUAUUUUUUAAGAACAGCAAGUGACUUAAAGGAUAUUUUGAGUGAUGCCUCUGGGUGUAUAUCUCCUUGUAUAUUUCAUUUAAUAGAUAAACAGUGUGAAUAUUUUAACAAGUUAAAUAUAAAUUUAAUAUUUGUUUUUGAUGGAAUAACUCCAAGAGCACAUAAAUUAUUCUCUGCGCAGUUUCAUCAACAUAUGGAACAAGGGUGGAUAUAUUAUGUAAAUGAUGAGAAAAACUUAUCAUAUAAUACUUUUUCUCAAGUAGCUAAUAUAUGUAAUUCUGAUUUUACCUUUUUAUUAUUUCAUUAUUUAAAAAGUAAAGGAUAUAGAUGUAUAUAUGCACCAUAUUUAGCAACAUCACAAUUAUCUUAUUUUCUUGAAAUAAAUAUAAUUGAUAUAAUUCUAGGUCCACCAACAAUAGUUUUAUUACAUAAUGUUGAAAAAGUAAUAUUAAAUAUUUUUUGGAAAAAAAAUUAUUUCGAAUGGGUAGAUUUAAAUUAUUUACUAAAAGUAUGGAAUAUAAAUAAAGAACAGUUUACUGAUGCAUGUUUAUUAGCAGGUACAGAAUACUGUUUAACUUUUCCUUAUUUAAAUUUAUCUCAUUUUAAUAAUGGAAAUAAUGAAUUUAAUUUUGGCAUAUCCAUAGAAUUUAUUAGACAGUCUCCAUUAAUAAGUUAUUUACAGCAUUUUCCUAACGAGGAAUUGAGAAAUAACCAUGUAGAAGGAUAUUGUGUAUGUAAAACACUUUUGAAAUUUCCUCUAGUUUUGUUGAGCAGUGGAGAGGUAAACCUCUUUGAGUCGCAUGAUGAAGGUCAGCUAACUGACCCUCUGCAAAGGGAGUGCAUGUUUUUAAGUAAUACAAACAGAGAGGGAGAGGGAGAGAUAGAGGUAAAUGGAGAUGAUCAUAGCGAUGUUGAAGAUGAAGGUGCUUAUGAUGAUAAUGACAAAGACAAUAACAGUGACAAAGACAAUAACAGUGACAAUAACAAUAUUAAUGAUAAUGACAAUAACAAUGACAAUGACAAUAACAAUGACAAUGAUAAUAUUAAUGACAAUAACAAUGACAAUAUUAAUGAUAAUGAUAAUGAUAAUAACAAUAACAAUAACAAUAACAAUAACAAUAACAAUAACAAUAACAAUGACAGUGACAGUGACAGUGACAAUUGUGGUUCCCAUGAUGAUGCCCCUGAUGAACGUUGUAGUGAAGGAAACAAAUAUGACAGCAGAAGUUACAAUAAACUUAGCAGAAAUGAUAAUCAUACUAAUACUAAGGAAAAGAACGAUGAUGAAGGUAAGGGUAAAAAAGACCCAAGUGAAAAUAACAAAAAAUAUGCUAAGGGGAGUAGGGACAACUUAAAUGUAAUAAAGAAUACAACACAAAACGACUCACAUAAUUCAAGUGCUCUCGUUGAUAAAUGUAAUGUACAGUUGAAAUUAGUUAACUUAGAAAAAGAGAAUACAUGUGCAAGUUUGACCUAUAGUAAUUCAAAUGAUGUUGUUUAUACAUGUGGUCAGGAAAAAAAUGAAGAAAAGGAUGACAACAGAAUUAGAGGAAACAAAAACGAUGAUGACAAAGAUACAUGUAAGAGGGGGGGGGGAAAUGAGGAGACUGCAAACGUUAGUGAAAAUUGUAGCAACACGGGAAAAAAUUUAAACACCCAUGAUAUGAAUAAUAUGAACCGUUUGCAUGCCGGUAGUAGAAAUGCAGAAGGGUUAAUGACUAAUGGUAAGAAAUGUAGUGAAAAGGACAAGAUAAAUGAAAACUCAAAUUUAAACAGUAUUAAAGAGGACAACGUAUGUAAUAUAAAGAAAAGGAAACAGCAAAAUAAAUCAAAAGUAGGCUGCAAGUUGGUGCCGCAUGAUUAUAUAAAAGUAGUAGGGACUAGAUUCCCUACUUGUGUGUACUACUUAAUGUCAGUUGGUCUUUUAAGUAAAAAAAUUUUAUGCGUUUUGGCCUUAGGUGAAUGGGUUGAUUAUACCCACCCAAUUAUUGAUUCCUUCGAAUAUCGGGAUUCACUAAUUGAUUUGAGAGAAUAUAGAUGUAGAAUACUAGGUCUUAUUUCAGUAAAACUGAACCCUUUUUUUUAUAAAAGAAAAAUAAAAUUUUUCGAUUAUGGAUAUUAUAUAAAUAACAUAUUUGAUCGAAAUAACAAGUUUACAUAUCUUGACAUAGAUUUAGUGGACGGAUUUUUGUGGAAUAUAAAUAAAAACAAUGUAAUUGAAGAGAUUAAGAGACAAAAUAUUAGUAAGGUGGAUUUACAAUUUAUUUUAAGGUGGCAUUUGUAUUCUGAAAGUAAAAGUAUAUCCUUAGUCUACAAAAAGGAGGAGUACUUGUGUGAAGAUAAGUUCGAGUUAAGUGACACAAGGGGAGAAUCACCUGAACGUGUAAAUACGAAUUGGGGAAAUUUAGGAAGUGCAAGAGAAGAGGAAGGAACAAAGGAAAGAGAAGAAAAGGGUGCAAAUUUAGUUAAUGAAGACAAAGUAGAAAUAGUUAGAGAGGAGGAAGAAGAAGAACGUAGUGAACACAGCAGAGAUAACAAAAUAUGCCCUGAUAAAAUGAUAAAGAAAUAUAAUGAUUAUUAUAAAAAUCUUUUAAGUCUGAAUAAUCAAAAUUUUAACAGUUUUUUAUGUCUUGUAUAUUAUAUGUUUCUUGAAAAUUUAGGUAUUUUCACCAAAAAUUGUGGUGUUACUUUAUUUGGUCUUUUAUUAUCAGAAGUGAAAAAUAAAAAUAUAGAUAGUAAUAUUUUAAUUAUAUUUGAGUUACUGAAGUUUGGAUUUCUGACAACAGAACCUUUGUUACCUCCAAAUGGAAAAUCAUAUCCAAAAAAUGCAUAUGCAUCAAUUAUGAACAGCAAACAUUUAGCUGAUCAAGAUAAAAAGAGUGUCCUCUUAUUAUCUCGAAUAUAUUCCUUAUACAGUGCAAAUGUAGAUCAACGUAAAACAUAUGAUGGACUAAUUGAUUUUGAUUUAUGCGCAUUUUUUGCUGUAGUAAAAAUAAUUAAGAAGACUCUAAGACAAUUACUACAAGCAUGUGUUGCUAACGUACUUAUAAGUAAUAUGAAUCUAAUGCAUAUAUUACCAGAAAAUUUAUACAAUCCGUUAGACACGAAUAUAUCAGGUUUUUUCGUAACAGAUCAUCUUAUGGGUGUUUUAACCAAAUACUUUUUAUUAUUUAACUUUGAGGAUUUGAAAAAGGAAAAAUCUAGUAAGCGUGUACAACCCCGAAGCGAUAGUGUGACAUCAUCAAAUAAGACCUUUAAUUUGAAUGAAAACAAUAGUAACGAUAGCAAAGACGUGAGUUAUGAUAGCACAAAUGUGAACAAUGGUAGUAGUGAAGGAAUAAUAGGUAGUAGCGAAAUGAGCAAUGGUAACAAUGGUAGCAAUGGUAGCAAUGAUAGCAAUGGUAACAAUGGUAGCAAUGGUAGCAAUGAUAGCAAUGGUAGCAAUGAUAGCAAUGGUAGUAUUGGUAGUGUUGACGUGAGUAAUGAUAGCACUGGAAGUGCUGAGGCGAGUAAUGACAGCAUAGAAAUGAAUAAUGAUAAUACAAAAGGAAGGUAUGCAAAAGAGGAAGAAAAAUUAAACAUUAAUAAUAAUCCACACGGAAUGAGUGAAAGUAAGAAAAUUCAAAAUGGGGAUGUAUUUAAUGAAUGGAGUAAUGAAAAUGUAUAUAAAAUAAAAACAUACGAUGAAAUGAAUAAACCAGAAAGUAAGAAAAUUUUUAUUAGAAAGGGCGAUGAAAAUAUAAUGAAUGAAGUAGAUAAAAAUGAUUCUAGAAAGUGUAAGGAAUAUACUAUGCAUGAAAAAUUACUAAUGGACUCGUCAUGUGAGAGCAAGAACAGUACAUAUGAUCGAAGUGCCAGUAUUAACAGUCCACACGAAGAUGAUCAUGCGAAUGAUGAUAAUAAUAAAAGGAGGCAAGAUAAUUUGGAGGAAAAUUCAGGUAAUAAUAAAGGUGACAGUAGUGAAAAUAAGGGAGCUGAAAAGAAUGGCAGCAAUUAUGAGAGAAAUGAAAAUACUGGAUAUAAAAAUGAGAAUACUAGAAAUAUAGGUAAUCAAAAUAACAAUGAUGAUGCUAUAGAUAAAGACGAAAACGAAAAUAACUGUUGUGUAGAUUAUGAAGAUGCUUCGUCAAAUAACUUUAAUGAAUUUGAAAAAGAUAUAAGAAAAAAAUUUCCUAGUUUUUUGAACCCUAUAAUUGAUUUAUGUAAUGCAAUAAAUACUUGGAGAGACCAUUUAAGCCUAAUAACACAGUUAGAAAAACAUACGAAUGUUUACGAUUUGGUUUCAGACCUAAAAGCUGCGAACAGCUUUUUGGAAAAAAAAAUACACUAUAUAGGACUUGAUAAAACACCAACAUAUAUUAAUAUUUGUUCGUCUUAUAAUACAUAA
This is a messenger RNA of Plasmodium malariae, 4488 nucleotides long. RefSeq names its product conserved Plasmodium protein, unknown function. The transcript has a single exon. The record is from RefSeq and is a predicted model, not a curated record. Lineage: Eukaryota; Apicomplexa; Aconoidasida; Haemosporida; Plasmodiidae. Bases 1 to 4488 code for a protein of 1495 amino acids.